AUGAUAUCCUUUGGGCUAAACUUCAGCUCUGAGAGUGGCACCGUCUCGGAUGCGACGUACAUUGCCUUUAUGUGCAUCAUGGCUUUUGGUUGCCUCUGUGCACUUGCCCUACUUAACCCUUACACUGUCAUUCGGGAGGAUAACUCACGCGCCGCCGUUUCGAAAAAGCCUGGCGUGUGGGAUGAAUUUGUGGGGCUGCUCAAAGUCCUUCGAGAUUGGAGAGUGGUGUGCCUCGUCCCCUUCUGGAUGGCUGCCAACUAUGCCUACAACUACCAGCAAAACACCUACAACGCCAAACUCUUUACCCUUCGCACGCGCAGUUUUAACGGCGGCAUGUACUGGCUGGCGCAGAUGGUGUCCAGUUAUUUAUUUGGCCUUUUCCUCGACAACUCGUACAUGAACCGCCGCCAGCGAGGAAUCUGGGGUUUCGUCAUAAAUGCGAUCAUCUCGAUGGUGGUCUGGGGAGGCGGAUUGGCUGCCCAGCUCAAGCGUGGCCCCAACAGCAACUAUUACGCCCUCAACGAGAUGGACUUGAUCUCUUCCGGAGGCAAGUACGCCGGCCCAUUUCUGUUGUACUUCUUUUAUGGCAGCUUCGACGCCAUCUGGCAAACGCUGGUCUACUGGACGAUUGGGUAUUUAUCGCACGAGUCACCUGAACAGGCGGCACGGUAUGUGGGGGCGUUCAAAUGCGCCGAGGCGGUAGGCAGCGCGAUUGCAUCCAAGGUCAAUUCAGAAAAGACGGACUACAACGUGGAAUUUGCGGUGGACUGGGCAUUUGUAGUGCUGGCUUUGGUCUGUGCGAUCCCGUUCGUGUUGUCGAUUCAAGACGCGCCUCCGCACGCCGGGCAGGAGACAGUUUACGUCCAGGCAGAUAAAGGGGAGACAGUUGAAUCGCGUGGCGACGUGAAUGCUCGAAGUGCGUAG
Molecule: messenger RNA, 924 nt
Organism: Penicillium daleae
Lineage: Eukaryota; Fungi; Ascomycota; Eurotiomycetes; Eurotiales; Aspergillaceae
Exons: 2
Coding region: 1-924 (307 amino acids)
Source: RefSeq, a predicted model, not a curated record